AUGUCAGGUUACCAAGGAAAAAAGAACAUUCCUCGAAUCACUAGUGAUCGCCUCCUCAUAAAAGGAGCAAAGAUUGUGAAUGAUGACCAGUCCUUCACGGCUGAUAUCUACAUGGAGGAUGGAGUCAUCAAGCAAAUCGGUGACAACCUAAUUGUCCCUGGAGGAGUUAAGAUCAUAGAGGCUCACGGGAGAAUGGUGAUGCCCGGUGGCAUUGACGUGCACACUCGAUUCCAGAUGGCUGACCGAGGCAUGGUGGUAGCAGAUGACUUCUACCAGGGCACCCGGGCAUCCCUAGCAGGAGGCACCACAAUGAUCAUCGAUCACGUGGUGCCGGAACCUGGCGUAGGCUUGGUUGAAGCUUUCAAGCAGUGGAGAGAAUUUGCUGACAGCAAAUCCUGCUGUGACUACUCUUUCCAUGUGGACCUCACCGACUGGAAAAAAGGCACUCAGGAGGAGAUGGAGACCUUGGUGAAGGAGCAUGGUGUCAACUCUUUCCUGGUCUAUUUGGCCUAUAAGGAUGUUUUUCAACUUUCUGACGCUCAGAUUUACGAGGUGUUCAGUGUUAUCCGAGACCUAGGGGCCAUCGCUCAAGUGCAUGCUGAGAAUGGUGACAUCAUUGCCGAGGAGCAGAGACGAAUUCUCGAGCUGGGUAUCACUGGGCCUGAAGGUCAUGUACUUAGCCGUCCAGAGGAGGUGGAGGCAGAAGCUGUCAAUCGCUCCAUCACCAUAGCCAAUCAAACAAAUUGUCCUGUCUACAUCACUAAGGUGAUGAGCAAGAGUGCUGCUGAUGUCAUCGCUCUAGCCAGAAAAAAAGGCUCUGUGGUUUUCGGAGAGCCCAUCUCGGCCAGCUUGGGCACAGAUGGUACCCAUUACUGGAGCAAGAACUGGGCCAAGGCUGCGACCUAUGUCACAUCUCCACCACUCAGUCCUGAUCCCACCACCCCUGAUUACCUCAGCUCUCUCUUGUCAUGUGGGGAUCUACAGGUGACAGGUAGCGCCCACUGCACUUUCCAAACAUCGCAACGAGCAGUAGGCAAAGAUAACUUCACCCUCAUUCCGGAGGGCACCAAUGGAACUGAAGAGAGGAUGUCUAUAAUCUGGGACAAAUGUGUGGUGACUGGAAAGAUGGAUGAGAAUCAAUUUGUGGCAGUGACCAGCACAAAUGCAGCAAAGAUCUUCAACCUUUUUCCACGGAAGGGCCGCAUUGCUGUGGGCUCUGAUGCUGACCUUGUUUUGUGGGACCCAGAUGUCACCAAGAUCAUCUCAGCCAAGAACCACAACUCGGCUAUAGAGUACAACAUCUUUGAGGGCAUGGAGGUCCGUGGAGGUCCUCUGGUGGUGAUCAGCCAAGGUAAAGUUGUGCUGGAAGAAGGCAGCCUGCACACAACGGAGGGCUGUGGGCGCUACAUUAGCCGUAAAGCCUUUCCAGACCACGUGUACAAGAAGAUUAAGGCUCGUAGCAGGCUGACAGAGUUGCGUGGAGUCCCCCGGGGUCAGUACGAUGGGCCGGUGUGUGAGGUGAUUCUUACUCCCAAGGUUUUGUCCUCGGUCUCUGCUGUUAAGACCUCGCCUACCAAACAGCAACAACAGCAACAAUUCAUUCAGCAACCAGUGCGCAACCUCCACCAGUCCGGCUUCAGUCUGUCAGGUGCCCAAAUUGAUGACAACGUUCCACGGCGUAACACCCAGCGCAUUGUGGCUCCCCCUGGAGGAAAAGCCAAUAUCACCAGCCUCGGCUAA
This is a messenger RNA of Nerophis lumbriciformis (worm pipefish), 1740 nucleotides long. The record is from RefSeq and is a predicted model, not a curated record. Lineage: Eukaryota; Metazoa; Chordata; Actinopteri; Syngnathiformes; Syngnathidae.